AUGCUAAUUGGAUCCGGUCCACCGGGUAUACAACCGCCGUUAUCGUUCCAUGCCGAACAGUGGUAUCCAAGCAACCUGCCUACAGUCCUGCCACCUUGGAAAGAAGCGGGCUUGGACAUCGACACAUUUCGGACCUCAACAAUGUCACCAGUGACGAUUUCUGUGACAUCGUCACCAGUGGCAGCAGCUUCAACAGCUUCUGACGAUUCAGAUGCCCUGCUCUUUACUGCUGUUAAUCUCACUUCUGUUGAGGCUAACGAAACCACUUUUGCGACAAGCACAGUGAGCGCUUUAGAGAGCACGAUGGUCACAGCAGUAAAUCUCUUAGGAGAUGCAUUUAACAGCAGCGAAAUUCCAAGCGAAUUCACAGAAGCAGUAACAAUAUUCAACAGCAGUGAAAUUUCAAGUGAUAUCAAUGGAGAUGGCAGGAUGUCCACCAAUAGUAGCGAAAUUCUCACUGCGAACAUAGAUGUUGCCAGAAAAUCUAGCAGUAGCGAAAAUUCAGAGGAGAACUCCGGUGGUAUCCCGAGAGAUGCCAGUGCGUCCAGAAGCGGGGAACUUUCUACAGAGAGUGCAGGAAACGUCGGGUUAUCCAAUGCUAACGAAAAUACAAGUGAAAACGCUGGACGUGACAGAACUUCAACAAGUAGCGACAUUUUUGAUGAUAGCACAAGGGAAUCGAGGAUGUCCAGUAGCACAGAAAUUUCCACUGAGAGGCUAGAAGAUGCCAAAACAUCCAACAGUAGCGAAAUCUCCAGUGAUGUUGGACGAGAGCUUACUAUUGAUGAGAUUGAUAAAUUAUUAAUUUUGAGCGCCCAAGCCCCUACAAUGCCUGAAGCAUUAUCCAACCUUACGGUGGAAGGCAAUGAAAGUGAUAUAAAUCUGACGUCAUCAACUUUGGCUGCGCUGGAUCCGGACAUUUCGAAUAAUACUACUGAGGAACAAGUCAGUGUGGAAUCUAGUUCCACUAUCGCCGUAGCAGAUGAUGACAAUGUACCACACAAUAGCAGUGCUGAAGAGUCUGGUGAUAUCUUGAAUAAGAUUCCAGUCUGCUCGGAUCUCUUCUUCGUACUCGAUUCUAGUGGCAAUGUCUUGGAACAGUAUGACAAGCAGAAACUUUACAUCGGCAACAUUCUCAUGCAGCUCUCGGACAAGGAUCGACGCUAUGGUCUCAUGACGUACGCUGGUAGGACACGACAGCGCAUCAAUAUACCUCCACAACUUAAUAUUUCUAAGGAUCUUUUCGUGAAGAAGCUAUUGCGAGCACGAUUUCUUUCUGGUAUAACGGCUACAGGUGCCGCAUUGAGGGUCGCAUCCGAACUGCAAUUCGUUCGCAGGACCGACAUCGUUGUGGUCACCGAUGGAUUUUCAUUUGACUCGGUCAACGUAGACGCACAGAGACUCAGGGAACGAUCGAGAGUCAGAGUUCUUGUUACUGGCGAUUACACUCCCGUAGUAAGGGAAGUACUGAAUAGUAUAGCAGGUGACCCACUAAACGUUUUCUUGGGCGGCCGAUCAACAGACCAGCUGGUGGAUCUCCUCAAUUGUUGA
Messenger RNA from Ostertagia ostertagi, 1551 nucleotides. Lineage: Eukaryota; Metazoa; Nematoda; Chromadorea; Rhabditida; Trichostrongylidae. The record is from the annotation of a GenBank genome assembly.